Messenger RNA from Neolamprologus brichardi, 462 nucleotides. NCBI's taxonomy places the organism in Eukaryota, Metazoa, Chordata, Actinopteri, Cichliformes, Cichlidae. The record is from RefSeq and is a predicted model, not a curated record.
AUGAAUUUCUCAACACUCAGAAACAUCCAGGGUCUUCACGCUCCUCUAAAACUGCAAAUGGAGUACAGGGCGGCCCGACAGAUCCAGCGUCUCCCAUUCCUACAGAGCUCAAAUUUGGCUCUCGAUACGCUGCGAAACAGCGAUGAGUCCAUUGGAUUUGAAGACAUCCUCAACGAUCCAGCCCACAGUGAAGUGAUGGGUGAGCCACACAUGAUGGUGGAGUACAAAUUGGGAUUGUUGUGAACAGAGUUGUGCACACAGAUCCAUAUUAUUAUUAUGUUUGAAUACAUUUGUUUAUCAACUCCAUAACCAAAGUUAGUAGUUGGUGGAGAGUUUUAGUUGUGGAGUACUUUUGAGCAGGAAAUGGGUGUGUGUGUGUGUAGUGAUCUUGAAAAAAGUCACUCACACAGGCUGCUUUUGUAUGAUUUCAUUUGGUUAUUUCUAAUAAACUUCAUGACUCUC